Messenger RNA from Cryptococcus deneoformans JEC21, 1856 nucleotides. Its product is annotated as expressed protein. The record is from RefSeq and is a predicted model, not a curated record. The transcript has 5 exons. Bases 13 to 1644 code for a protein of 543 amino acids. Lineage: Eukaryota; Fungi; Basidiomycota; Tremellomycetes; Tremellales; Cryptococcaceae.
CCUCCACCGACUAUGUCCACCCAUUCCCAUGUCGAUCUCGUAAAGGCUCUUGAGAGCAUCGAUCAGAGUGUCCUUCAUGACGAUACUCUCUCCUCCCAUGAACACACCCAUCACGACCAUCACCACCACAUCGCCGCAAUUGGGCAUCACCAUGAAGCAUCUGGGCGGCAAGAAGAUCUUUCAGAAUGGACGCGAGAGGAAUUGCAAGCUGAGAUUGUCAAGCUACGACAAAUGGCAGGGAUUGCCAACGACAACAAUAUGGCGGCCGAAAUGCUGCCUACAUCUGCUGAAGGGUCGGUUGACCCUUCUUUGCGAGAGAACGCUCUCGUAACGUUGCCAGCUGAGGGAGGUGGCUCCAAAGGCAAGAGAAAGCGCAAAUCCCCUACAAAUGAUGUCACAACGAGAAAGGUACAGAAAAGGCAUACAGAGACGGGGAAGAGGCUCGAGAAGGAAAGGAGAACGGAGCUGGCAAAAGUUGUCCGCAACAAGAUGCGUUCUUUGGUAGGCAUGGAGUUCAACAACAGUCCGGUGCCCCAGCCAACGGUCAGUUUCUCAGAGGAGGAAAGAGGAUUUACCCCUUUCGUACCCGAAUGGAGAAAUAUGCUCGAUGAAGAUAAUCUUGCGUGGGUGGACAAAAUCUCCAAAAGCGUGCAAGAAGAAGCUACCAAUGGCCUUCAUCCCAAGAUCCCAAAUGCUGAUCUCGUUUCGGAGAUCGUACAUGGGGUCGCAUGUACAGCCUUCACCAAUCUCUGUAAACGUUUUAUCAACGAGAAUUCAUCCGAUGGGGCGGAUAAGAGGGAACGGUACAUCAAGAAGCGUCGUCGAUGGGCACGUAAAGACCUCAAACAAAAACGCCGUUCCCGAUCAGCCGCUUCCCCAUCCAUCUCUCUUUCCCUUCCGGCCCCUCUCCCUGCAUCAGCUCUACACAUUGACUACAUGUCCUCAGAGUAUUCGUCCUCUGGAGAUGAUGAGUCUGACGUCCAUCCGCAUAUCAGGGUGAUGCAAAAGGACAAAUGGAGGGAGGCGACUGAAGAAGCACAAAGGGAUGCGAGUGUGGCAGCGGGGACGGGGAGAGGUGGGUGGAAAGCGGGGCAGGGGCCAAAGGUGCUGGAAGUUCGAAAACCAAAGUGGCGAAGUCAACAACUUAACGAGAUAUACGCGCGACUGGAUGCUCAUGCAGACGCAUACGCCGACACACGCGCAACGGGCGCCCGCCCCGCCUCGUCUUCCCAUUCCACUUCUGCAGCUCCUCGAGCAGGUCACGUCGCCCCUUCGCACAAGCGAUUUUGUCUCCCUCCCGAGCUUGCUAGACGGGGAAAAGCUCCUCGAGACUUGGGUGAGGGUUGGAUGUGGGUUACGGGCGUUGUGGGUGUUUGGCCUGAGGAAGGGCCCGAGCUGCAGAUGGAGGCGGCGGGGGCUGGGGGCGAGGCUGGAGAUGUGGUUGGGGUUGGGGUUGAUGAUGCGGAAAGGGAACAGGGCGAGAAUGGAGAAGCAGCCGUGGUAGAGGAGAUGGAGGUGAGAACACGGGUAGUGAAUGAGAUGGCCGAGGUGACGCUUGCGCAGAUGGGACAGUGGGGCACGAGCGAAGAAGUGAUGGGCGAGGCGGACAGACUGGGGUUGGUUAAUGCUCUUGAUGGGUUAUAAUCACGUUCGCUUGUGCUCUGUAUCAUUUACUGUCUUAUGCAGUUUUUGGUCAGUUUCUUUAUUGCCUCUCACUGGCAUCCACGUGCAGCUGGAUGCGUCACUGCCGCCUUCAAACUGUCAGGUCUAUCCUCCCCGUCUGGCAAAUAGAAGGCGGAACCUGGUAAUCUAUGUACGUUACUGUCGCCCAGAACAUAGAUCCAUGCAUAAUAUGA